This is a messenger RNA of Carya illinoinensis, 813 nucleotides long. RefSeq lists its product as uncharacterized. Bases 30 to 491 code for a protein of 153 amino acids. The transcript is spliced from 3 exons. Lineage: Eukaryota; Viridiplantae; Streptophyta; Magnoliopsida; Fagales; Juglandaceae. The record is from RefSeq and is a predicted model, not a curated record.
CAGUGUCUAAAGCAACUAAAAUCCAUCAUAUGGGAAAGAUGGCAAGCUUACCCUUAGUGACCUGCAUCCAGAAAUUUGGUUCAUCUAGAGCAGCAAUCACCAGGAGGAGCACCUGGAACUCUAGGCUGUUUGUGGCCUCUACUCCAAGACCUAUUCAUGCAAGCAGUUCACGUCAAGAGGCUUCGGCGGCCACUGAGGCAAUAAAACAAGGUGCAAAUGAAACGAAGAAAACUGGUGAAACUAUCAAUGAUAAGGCUUUCUCUGCUGCAGAACAUGUGACUCAAAAGACAAAAGAUAUAGCUGGGAAGGUGUCGGAGACGGCCAAGGAUGUCACUGAGAAGGCAAAGCAUACAACAGAAGAAGUAUGGGGAACUGCCAAAGACACAGCCCAAAAGGCGAAAGACAGCAUGUUAGGCAAGGCUGAACAGUCAAAGGAAAGCAUCAAAGAAAAGGCAGAGAUAGUGAAGGAAAACAUGAACACCAAGAAUUGAUUUAUUCUUCCUUGGCUUUUACAGUCGCUUUUCUGCUCCAAUAUUGAUAGUGUUUGUUUUAAUUGGCGUUUUAUAUUUCAAUAUAUAUAUAUAUAUAGGGAUCUACUUUCCAAUUGUGCCAUGGUAUGCAAUUCCAUGCAUGUACCGUACGGCCAUAUGUGAAAUGACUUAUUUAUGUUUCAUGUGUUAAUAAAGCUAUAGGAAGCCAUUCAAGUUUCUUAAAAAAUGGUGUGAGCUCAAUACAGCAAAAUUGAUUAUUUGUAACGGUACUUUUUAUUUUUUGAUGGACCAAAAAAAUUACUAAAGAUGUUUUUUUGUAAUA